Glycine soja is the source of this 814-nucleotide messenger RNA. RefSeq lists its product as uncharacterized. The coding region runs from base 308 to 685 and encodes 125 amino acids. Lineage: Eukaryota; Viridiplantae; Streptophyta; Magnoliopsida; Fabales; Fabaceae. The transcript is spliced from 2 exons. The record is from RefSeq and is a predicted model, not a curated record.
UUCUCUAUUUAACGUCUUUUGUUACCGUUGCCAUUGACUUUUUAGAUUCUCAUGGCUAAAAUAGGAUAAAAAAACACUUUUAUUUGGGAAAAGCCAUCUAUUCCGUUACCCAUAAUUUCUCACUCCUUAUUUAAUUUCCUUCAUACUCAUCAUCUUAUCUUGCUUCUAAAAAAAUUAAAUUUUAUUGAUCUCUUUCCUUCAUUGAGUACUUGAUUCAAGGUUGCUUGUCUUGGAUGAUGAUAAAAGGCCAACAUGUGAGAACAACGUGAACCAAACCAAAAGUUGUCAUUUACAAAGAGAAAGAAAGAUGGAGAGUUCAAUGAGACUUGGAUACUUGAUGACUAUCUUUGCUGUGUCAGGAAGCAUGGUCUUUUUGUUUCAUCAAGUCAAUAAGCAUUUGUGCAACAACUUCAUGAAGAAAUUUGAGAUUGAAAUUCGAGGCUCAAUGAAACAUCAAGCAAAAAAGAAGGUGCGGUUUGCAAAAGAUGUGGUAGAAUUUCCAAUGGAGGAGAAGAAUGAUCAUAUAAACGUGGCAAGGACUCAAGAGGUCAUUAAGAAGGUUUUGUUUAUAGAUGAUGUUAAGAAAUGGAAGCAUGAACAAAAAUUGAAAGAUGUCAUGCCUCCUAAUAGGGCAAUUUUGUACAAGGGGAUUAUGAAUGAUAGGAAGGGAAGACUUGGUUUUUAAUAUUUUCCCUCUCUUCCAAUUUUAAUUAGCAGGUUGUGUAUCCACAAAAAGAACAUUAUAUAUGCAAGAAUCCAAGUAUUGUUCAAUGUUUUUAAAUAAUCUCAUAAAUAAGAUUUUCAUUGAGCAGGA